GGUGGAUCCAGUCCGGAAGUGAGAUGUUGCUCCUCCCGAAGAUGGUGUCUCCUUUAUUUUAAGGGGAGAAAGUCAAAAAAUAUGAGCGAUAGGUGUUGUCGGUCAAACGGAAAUCAGCGGAGCGGAAGGAAAUAUUCCACUGAGUACCAGCUAAUUGGGUAUGAAAUGAAAAGGCGGCUCUGAAAUCGAACAAUCAUGGACAACAGUCAAGCACAACAAGGAGUCUCCUACACGGACAAUCUCAUCGGGACUCUGCUUGCCAUCUUCGGAGGGGUGAUAGUCAGCAUCUCCCUGAGUGUCCAGAAGCACAGCCAUGUGAAACUGGCAGGAACAAAGGAGCAACGCAGCUUCUACGAGACCAAGACCUGGUGGGCUGGUUUUGUGUUCAUCUGCAUCGGGGAGGGGGCCAACUUCGUGUCCUACGCCUUCGCCCCUAUCGCUGUCAUAGCCCCCCUCAACGCUGUGUCGGUCCUCACGAGCUCAAUUUUGGGGUUUUUGUUCCUGCGCGAGAAAUCUAAAGCAAAGGACUUUGCAAAGAACCACGGGCUUACCUUCCUGGGCUACGUUCUCAUCAUCGGAGGGACGUAUCUGUUUGUGUCUUUCGGACCAAACUCUCACGAGAAGCUCCAAGCGAGGAACAUCGUGAAGCACAUCGUGGGCUGGCCCGUCCUCCUGUAUUUGCUCCUGGAGAUCAUCGCGUUCUGCCUGCUGUUGUACUUCUACAAACAGCGCAGUGCUAACUACCUUGUUGUUGUUCUGCUGCUCGCUGCCUUACUGGGCUCGGUGACGGUCAUAACGGUCAAGGCGGUUUCUGGCAUGCUGCUUCUCACCCUGGAGGGCUCCAUGCAGCUCGACUACCCCAUCUUCAGCGUCAUGUUCGUGUGCAUGGUGGCGUCCGUCGUCUUCCAGGCCAGGUUUUCUUCCCAGGCGUGUAACCUGCACGACUCCUCUCUGGCCGCCUGCGUCAACUACAUCUUCUCCACCGUGUUCGCAGUGGUGGCCGGCGCCGUCUUCUACUUGGAGUUCCAGAAUGAAGACGUCCUUCACAUCUGCAUGUUUCUGCUUGGGUCUGCAUUGUGUUUCCUCGGCGUCUUCCUCGUCACCAAGUACAGGAAAAAGGCCAAGCUGUUUGAGCCGUAUGUCACCAUGGAUGUGGCCAAGGGCGUGCCGACCAUUCACGACAACGGCCUCGUGGUCCAGCCGGACUACAACGGCUCCUUCUCCUACGGCGCUCUGGUUAACAACGACGGCGUGGCCCCCGCUACGCUGCCACGGUCAACCUGGAAAAUCCAGUUCUGCGGUACCGUGAGAGGCACAGAUUCGCCUCCUGGUCGGACCAACCUGAAGAUGGAUUGA
Messenger RNA from Fundulus heteroclitus (mummichog), 1356 nucleotides. Its product is annotated as NIPA-like protein 3. Gene Ontology annotation, biological process: magnesium ion transport. The record is from RefSeq and is a predicted model, not a curated record. Gene Ontology annotation, cellular component: membrane. NCBI's taxonomy places the organism in Eukaryota, Metazoa, Chordata, Actinopteri, Cyprinodontiformes, Fundulidae. Gene Ontology annotation, molecular function: magnesium ion transmembrane transporter activity.